CAUUAUCUCUCAAGUGUUAUUGUUUCUCGACCGAUACAGGUAAUGUGAUUAAUACAGCAGAUGAUAUAAAGCGAUUAAGCCCAGAUAGAGAGAAGAAAAUUGUAUGCCCGAAUAUGACGGAGACAAGCAAAUCUUUCCAAAACAACAUCCUGUUGUGUCCGAAUCAUACAUGUGGUGACAUUGGAGAGAGCAUAUUUUGCACAUCUUGUGGUUACCAGGGUUACCAGAUAGUACCGAUUACAAAGGUAUCUAGUACCGGUUCUGGAAUCGAUGACAAUAAACCAACUUCUUCUGAACAGUUAAUAAAGACAAAAAGGUUUUAUGAAACUUCUGGUGCCAUGGUCAAUAAACAACGGCUGAAACCUGAUUUUUGCAACUUCUGUGAGCGUGUUCUUGAGACUGGGUCAAGAUUUUGCCACAACUGUGGUGAAAAAGUACAAUUUUCAGAAAGCACAGAAGUCUUUCUUUGUGGCGCCAUCAAGGAUGACGGAUCCACCUGCUAUGAAGAGGUGAAAGAAACACAAUUGUUUUGCAAAACUUGUGGUGCAAAGGUCGACAGGAAAGGAUUUAAACCGGGUAUUUGUAAUUUCUGUCAGUGUGUGCUUGAGUCUGGAUCCAAAUUCUGUCGGAAUUGUGGUGAAAAAACUCCAGGGGCUGGAAUCGCAGACGUCUUUCUUUGUGGAGCCAUCAAGGAUAACGGAUCCACCUGCUAUGAAGAGGUGAAAGAAACACAAUUGUUUUGUAAAACAUGUGGUGCGAAGGUUGACAGAAAAAGAUUUAAACCGGAUAUUUGCAAUUUCUGUCAGUGUGUUCUUGAAUCUGGAACCAAAUUCUGUCAGAAAUGUGGUGAAAAAACACCGGGGGCUAGAAUCGCAGAAGUAUUUCUUUGUGGCGCCACCAAGGAAAACGGAUCCACCUGCUAUGAAGAGGUAAAUGAAACACAAGCAUUUUGCAAAACAUGUGGUGCGAAAGUCGACAGGAAAAGAUUUAAACCGGGUAUUUGUAAUUUCUGUCAGUGUAUGGUUGAGUCCGGAUCCAGAUUCUGUCAGAAAUGUGGUGAAAAAACUCCGGGGGCUAGAAUCGCAGAAGUAUUUCUUUGUGGCGCCAUCAAGGAUAACGGAUCCACCUGCUAUGAAGAGGUAAAUGAAACACAAGCAUUUUGCAAAACAUGUGGUGCGAAAGUCGACAGAAAAAGAUUUAAACCGGAUGUUUGUAAUUUCUGUCAGUGUAUGGUUGAGUCUGGAUACAGAUUCUGUCAGAAAUGUGGUGAAAAAACACCGGGGGCUAGAAUCGCAGAAGUAUUUCUUUGUGGCGCCAUCAAGGAUAACGGAUCCACCUGCUAUGAAGAGGUAAAUGAAACACAAGCAUUUUGCAAAACAUGUGGUGCGAAAGUCGACAGGAAAAGAUUUAAACCGGGUAUUUGUAAUUUCUGUCAGUGUAUGGUUGAGUCUGGAUCCAGAUUCUGUCAGAAAUGUGGUGAAAAAACUCCGGGGGCUAGAAUCGCAGAAGUCUUUCUUUGUGGCGCCAUUAAGGAGGACCAAUCCACCUGCUAUGAAGAGGUUAAUGAGACACAAAUGUUUUGUAAAACUUGUGGUGCGAAGGUCGACAGGCAAAGAUUUAAACCGGAUAUUUGUAAUUUCUGUCAGUGUGUGCUUGAGUAUGGAUCCAGAUUCUGUCAGAAUUGUGGUGGAAAAACACCGGUGGCUAGAAUCGCAGAAGUCUUUCUUUGUGGCGCCAUCAAAGAUGACCGAUCCACCUGCUGUGAAGAGGUGAAAGAAACACAAGUGUUUUGCAAAACAUGUGGUGCGAAGGUUGACAGACAAAGAUUUAAAUCGGGUAUUUGUAAUUUCUGUCAGUGUGUGCUUGAGUCUGGAUCCAGAUUCUGUCAGAAUUGUGGUGGAAAAACACCGGGGGCUAGAAUCGCAGGUACGGAGAGAAAGGCAGUGGAUAAUCUGAAUAAAUUAAACUUAUAUAGAGAGACGAGAACCACAUGCACGACUAUGACAGGUGCAUGUAAUGUAAUUCCUGAGCCGAUAGAGACGUCAAAGAAAGAUUCCCGCCGUUACAUGAAUAAAACACAGUUGAGAAAUGGCGUUAAACCGAAAACAAACAAACUCUUCAGAGAUUCCUAUUCUGGACCGGGUUUAUCUGCCAAUGAAAAAAAAAGAAUGGAAACCGCAGCACAGGGUGGUAUUUCAAAGGUAAAAGAGUAUUUAGAAGCUAGAAAUAAUGAGUGGAAAAAUAUUCCAUUACAUAUUGCCCUAACUGGAAGCUCCGGAGUUGGUAAAUCAAGUUUCAUAAAUGCAUUGCGCGGCAUAAAGAAGGGGCAAAAAGGGUUCGCUGAAGUUGGUGUAACUGAAACAACAUCAAAAGUCACGUGUUACCCUCAUCCCAGAAACGAAAGCUUUGUAUUUUGGGAUAUGCCGGGAGUAGGAACACCCAAUUACCCCAAGAAGAAUUACUUGAAAGCAAUAGGGUUUGAGAAAUACGAUUUUUUUCUCAUACUUACAUGUGGGAGGUUCACUGAAAAUGAUCUGUGGUUAGCAAAUCAAGUAAGAACUCAAAAUAAGACGUUCUACUUUAUCCGCACAAAAGUCGGCGUUGAUGUUUAUAAUGCGCGAAUGACUGAUCCAAAAGCACACGAAAGGGAUGUUGUCGCAAAAAUUCGUGACGACUGCACUGGCAAACUGGAAACAGCUAAAUUUAAACAUCCUUCUGUAUUUCUGAUCGAAAAUUACGACAUUGCAAAGUACGACUUCGGGAGGCUCGUUGAUACAUUACUGAACCAACUGCCUGAAAAAAAACGAGAAGCCUUGGCACUUUCUCUAACAGUUAUGACUAAGGAAGUUAUCCUAGCCAAAAAGAAUGCCCUAGGAAAAAGAAUCUUUGUCAUUUCUUUAGCAUCUGCGCUAGGUGGCGCGGUUCCUCUUCCGGGUUUAGGUGCAGCUAUUGAUACAGCUCUAAUAUUAGAAGAAACGGAAGAAUACAAGAGACAGUUUGGACUUACAGAAGAUGCUUUACUGAAACACAACCCGCAAUACGCAAAAAUGAUAAAAGACAAAUAUUUUCAAAAUGUAGCGCAAAUUGCCGCGACCAUCACAAUUGACGAAGCUGCUGAAAAUGCCGUUAAAUUCGGAAUACCGAUACUUGGUUCCAUUAUAUCCGGAACUGUUUCGUAUGGCGUCACUGUUACGAUGUUGUUGAAAAUUUUGGAUUCGAUGGCAGAUGACGCUCUCAGACUGAACGAAGAUAUGAUAACAAGUCUCUCGUCAUAUACUGAUGUGAAGUACUAUUACUGACAGAAAAGAAAUAGUAAGUCACUGAUGCUGCAACAACAUCGUAAAAAAGUAGUUAAUGAGAUGACAAGUAUAACUGUACAAUAGCUUGAUAAAUCCCAGGUGUUACUUUGGUCUAUUAAAUUUCAAGAUAGCGAUAUAAGUUACUUAGUUACUUACUGUAAUCUUGGAAAGCAUAAGUUCUUUAAUUUCCUGUGUUUACGUUUGUCCAAAAGCCAACAUUUAUAUUCAACUUUGCCAAAAAAGGAAUGAUGACAGAAUCAUAUUUUUCCUUAUACAUUGUAGGUAACUGGAUAGUUUUUAACCGAGUUAUAACAUGUUUUUUUAAUAUAUUUUCCAUAUAUCUUUUUUGUGUAUAUGCCUACAUAUACC
Mercenaria mercenaria is the source of this 3668-nucleotide messenger RNA. RefSeq lists its product as uncharacterized. Gene Ontology annotation, cellular component: membrane. Gene Ontology annotation, molecular function: GTPase activity; GTP binding. Bases 114 to 3299 code for a protein of 1061 amino acids. The record is from RefSeq and is a predicted model, not a curated record. The transcript is spliced from 11 exons. Lineage: Eukaryota; Metazoa; Mollusca; Bivalvia; Venerida; Veneridae.